CCCCGCGCACGGAGCGCUGGGCGGAAGUCUCCGGGGGCUGGCGACGGAAGUGACGUCAGCGGGAAGAUGCCGGUGGCGGUGGCGGCCGAGGGCACCGAGAGCUUCAGGAGGCUCCUGGAGCAGUGCGAGACUCGGGAGCUGGAGGCCCCUGGAGGAAUUGCAACCCCCCUUGUUUAUGGCCAGCUUCUGGCUCUGUACCUGCUGCACAACGACAUGAACAAUGCACGGUAUCUCUGGAAAAGAAUCCCUCCUGCCAUCAAAUCUGCAAAUGCUGAACUCGGUGCAAUUUGGUCAGUGGGACAGAGAAUCUGGCAGAGAGACUUCCCGGGAAUCUAUUCAACAAUCAGUGCUCAUCAGUGGUCCGAGACCAUCCAACCAAUCAUGGAAGCACUCAGAGAUGCCACCAGGAAACGAGCCUUUGCACUGGUUUCUCAGGCUUAUACAUCAAUAGUUGCAGAUGAUUUUGCAGCUUUUGUUGGACUUCCUGUGGAAGAAGCUGUGAAAGGUGUGCUGGAGCAGGGCUGGCAGGCAGACUUUGCAACUCGCAUGGUGAUGCCUAAAAAGCCAGGUGUGCUGGAAGCUUCCUUGAAGAGAUUUAUUCCUUCAUCAGAAUCUGCUGCGGUCCCACCAAUUCCCAAUGAACAGCAGCUGGCCAGAUUGACUGACUACGUGGCCUUCCUUGAAAACUGAUUACCUUGCUCCUGUGUUCAGAACAGCCUGGGAAUCCUGUGUGCUGCGAGCUUUAGCAAUCUCAGAUUUAUUUUAUUCUAUAUCUGUUAGACAUUGCAGUGUCCCCUACUCAAAUGUGUGAAGUCUCUAGUGUAUGUUGGCCCAGCUCCUGUUUUGCCAAAGCCCAGCUAGCAGUAGAAAGACUCCUUUAACUCCUGCAAUAUUUGUUCAGUGGGUACGCAGCAGUAUUACACAGUAAAUUUUUGUGAUAACCGAUAGCAGCGAGAGACAGAACCUUUUUCAGGUAUGUUAGAAAUGGAGAAGAAACAACUCUGGUGAGUAGUGCAGUGCUUAGCACAGAGCUAUUGCAUGUUGAACUAAAGGACAAAGAGUGGAAGACUGCCCACCCUAUCUGCAGAGAGAAAUGAUAUUGAAUAUUGAAUACUUUUUAAUAUUACUGAAUGAAAACAAAUUUACAGUAACUCUCUGGUAAGUAGUUUUGUGGCCUAUUUGUCGUUGAUUUUUUUUCUUGUGCUCUCUGGGUUGUGAAAUCUUUGAUGUGAGAAAUUUCACAUCAGGUGUAUUUUUACAGCAGAAUAAUUGGAAUUGUUCAAGAAAGGCAAAUCUACACUUUGAGGAAGAAUUUUGACUUUUGGAAGGUUUUAUUUGAGUGUCAGAGGACAUCAUAUGUUUUGCUAUGUAACUCUGCACCUUGAGGUCUGUCAUGUCUUGAUUCUUCUCAGCACGCUGGGCCAGGAUCUACAGAAAAUAACCCUUAGCUGUCUGUAAGCUUUCUGCGUUACCUCUGCAGUUACUGGAGAGGAAUUUAAAGGUUAAGUGGAAUCAGAGAGCAGCUGGGAGGGGAUGGUAUGUUGUCCUGCAGUGUCAGUUUGAGGAACAUUCUCUGUGUCAGAGCAGUGCUGUGUUAAUCUUGGAGCUAAGAGUGGAUUUUAGAAGCAAACGUAACUUUCAUUCCCAUUUGUGUUAUGAUGGUCAAAAGGCUUUGGAAAAAGAGUGGUGCUUUAAAAGGCAGCAUAUGCCUUUAUUUACUUCUCCCCCGUUUCCUGUUCAGGGGUUUCAUGGAAGCUGGCAUGUGUGCCCUCUGUUGUGAUUGUUUCCUCAGUGGGCACUGCCCACUGUACAUUCUCUUGGUGGGGGUGUGUUAGCAGGGGGAAUUGUAAACUCUGUUCUGCUGCCUUGAGAGCUCCCUUUAUAUGGAAACACUUUCUCAAAAUAAUUAUUUAUUUGAAACCCA
Molecule: messenger RNA, 1924 nt
Organism: Myiozetetes cayanensis
Lineage: Eukaryota; Metazoa; Chordata; Aves; Passeriformes; Tyrannidae
Gene: COPS8
Product: COP9 signalosome subunit 8
Exons: 8
Coding region: 67-690 (207 amino acids)
Biological process (GO): protein deneddylation; COP9 signalosome assembly
Cellular component (GO): COP9 signalosome
Source: RefSeq, a predicted model, not a curated record